Messenger RNA from Phytomonas sp. EM1, 1953 nucleotides. Lineage: Eukaryota; Euglenozoa; Kinetoplastea; Trypanosomatida; Trypanosomatidae. The record is from the annotation of a GenBank genome assembly.
AUGCUUGCCAAUCCCUUGAGCAUGCAAGCUACGGUGCUACGGAUUCCGGACUUCUUUGUGAACCAACUGCCCUCGGGGCAGGAUCUCGUUGAAGAGGGAGACAUUUUAUACGACGUCUUGAAGGAUGUACGAUUCGGAAGUGAUGAACCCGACGACGAGGCAGAUGCCAGUGAAGAAGCCGAGCCUGCUAAAGCGAGCCGUGUACAGCCCCUGGCAUGGGUAUCAUCGAUACCAGUUAUCGGUGUUCAGCCGGUUCUCACGCUGCCAGAUAAAGUCGGCAAGUACCUGGCCCACGAGCAUUUGAAGGCGCUCAUUUGCUUUGUUAAUGGAGCCGUCUACCCAUUAUUCAACCUGCGCUUCCGUAUUGAUGUUAUUCUACCGCAGGAGGCGACGCCAUUGGUGCAUUCGCCCCCUGCACAAUCGCCGAGACGGUCUCUCCUUGUCCACAAAACAUGCCCGCAUAUGAACCCCAAAUCGAGCAACGAGCACACCGUUGACGUGCUGCUCUCCAUCGCCGGGACGUACGUGCUGGACGUCAACGUCCUCUACGUGGAUCCCAGCGGGGAAGAGCGGAAGCUGAGCUGGGCGAGUUCGUUUGUGGUGGAGCAGGCGAUCACCGAGGUCUCUCGGCGGCUGCUCCGCCGCGUGAGGCUGGCGGUGGGGCGGCCGGUGGCGGGGAACGACGCCGCCGCAGGGGCGGUGCGCCGCCUUGACUUUGACCAGCACCCCGCCCCGCCGCUCCCACCGCCCACGCAAGCUGAGGCCCUGGCUAAUCUCAGGCUCCCCCUGCACUCUUACCUCCUAACGAUAGAUCUGGAGAACACCUGUAGCGUCCCGCUGACGCUUUGCCGGAUUCAGCUGGUGACGGCCCUCCCCACGGAUGGGGCGGGCGCUAACAAGAAUGCGGCGGGCGUGAAAGGCUCCCCCAAUCCCCUGAAGCUUCUUAGACCGUCCAAGAUGGUUAGUGUUGGGGAACACGGGGGCCCAAACUCGGACGCGUCGACAGUCUUCCUGCAGCCCGGCGAGAGGUACCAGCGCACCUUUGAGUUCCUCAUCAUGGCAGACGCGCUGCGCAAUAUGCUCGCCGUAUAUAACUCCUCCACAGGGGUCUCCUUGCCGCUGUUGAAGCCUCCGCUGAAUGGGCCGCUUGGGUAUAUUGAAUGGGAGUGGCGUCGCUGGAACGGCGAUGGUGGCAUCGAGCGGUCGAGGCCAGUUCUCUUCGAGCAGCUUGUAGGGCUACCGAUGAUGGAGUUGGUUGUAGUGCGCGUUCGACCUGCUUCUUCGGACAGCGACGGUGUGUGUUGGUAUGACGGGAGUGCAUCGUCGUUGGCAGCACCCAUAGAGUCCGGAGAAGCGCCAGCUGACAUUCCACGCGUUGAACAUGCCGACGGCAUAGACGACGAGCCUCUUCUAGUAGGUCGGCCAGUGGAGCUGGAGCUGUGCAUAGUGAACUAUGGAAAGCAUAUGUAUUCCGAUAGUGAAGCUCCUGUUGAUGUGGCGAUAAAGGUGCGUCCUGAGAAGUUGGCACCGUACUGGUUAUACACAGGUGCCAUACCAUGUCGUUUAGCGCAUGUCGAACUGCACAGCACACUUUCCUUCAAGCUAACACUACUACCUUGGCGUUCGGGAUGGCUGCCGUUGCCGCGCGAUAGUCUUCAAAUCGUGGACGCUCGCUCACCAGAGCGUGUAUUAGCACCGCUACCUCCUGUGCUUAUUGAAUCCACAUCGACUGCAUUGGUGUCAUCCCCUAGGAUAGAAGUCGAAAGACAGAGUGGUGUCCUCCCAGGCUCCCUAAUCGUGCCCAAUGCAACGAGUUUGGAGCGCAGCAAGGUCCUCCAGACGGCGGCGGUAGUGUCAAAGGGUGUACGCCACGAGCCCAUCAGAGGCGCAGCGGGACUCCGUGUUGAGGAGGAUCCCAGUGGCUCGGUGUUAUGCGAAGUGCUGGUGUUAUAA